This is a messenger RNA of Phyllostomus discolor (pale spear-nosed bat), 1747 nucleotides long. RefSeq names its product cyclin dependent kinase inhibitor 1C (gene CDKN1C). Gene Ontology annotation, molecular function: cyclin-dependent protein serine/threonine kinase inhibitor activity. Gene Ontology annotation, cellular component: nucleus. Bases 23 to 1051 code for a protein of 342 amino acids. The record is from RefSeq and is a predicted model, not a curated record. NCBI's taxonomy places the organism in Eukaryota, Metazoa, Chordata, Mammalia, Chiroptera, Phyllostomidae. The transcript is spliced from 4 exons. Gene Ontology annotation, biological process: regulation of cell cycle.
UUGAAACUGAAAAUACUACUUUAUGCUAAUCGCGGCGGGGCCCGCGAGCUGUGGGCGUGGGACCCUCGGGUAUAAAGGGGCGCGCGAGGUCUGGGCGUUCCACAGCCAAGUGCUCUGCGCUCGGUGGGUGCCAACCAGGCCAAAGCCACCCGAGCGAGCGAGGACAGGCAUCGAGGGGGCGCGGCCGCCGGUCGUACCAGAGAGCGAGCGAGACUCAGGAGCCGUCCACGGCCCGACAGCCAGCGAAUUGGCAAUGGAGCGCCUUGUCUCCCGCCGCGCCUAUCCCCAGAUAGCGCGCAGCAGCGCCUGCCGUAGCCUCUUCGGGCCGGUGGACCACGAGGAGCUGAGCCGCGAGCUGCAGAUGCGCCUCGCGGAGCUGAAUGCCGAGGACCAGCGCCGCUGGGACUACAACUUCCAGCAGGACGUGCCUCUGCGGGGCCCCGGGCGCCUGCAGUGGACGGAGGUGGACAGCGAGUCCGUGCCCGCCUUCUACCGCGAGACGGUGCAGGUGGGGCGCUGCCGCCUGUUCCUGCCGCCCCGUCCCCGCCCGGAAGGCGCGGGUGCUAACCCGCCCCCCGCGCCGCCGGCUGACGAGCCCCUCGACGGCCUGGAGGAGGCGCCGGCGUCGCCCGGCAGCGGCGCGGCCGUGGCUCCGGCCCCGGCCCCCGCCGCGGCGCCGCCAGAGAGCGCUGAGCAGGAGGCGGGACCGCCGCCGCGCAACCAGGAGCCCCUGGCUGAGCCGCUGCACUCAGGGAUCUCGGGGCGCCCCGCGGCGGGCACUGCGGCCACCGCCGCCGCUGCAGCCACCCCAGCGGCCGCUGCCACCACUGCGGCCCCCGCCGCCGCCGCCGGAGGCGCCGGAGGUGCUGGGAUCAAGAAGCUGCCGGGGCCUCUGAUCUCUGCGCGCGCUGUCGCCGCAGAUUUCUUUGCCAAGCGCAAGAGAUCUGCUCCGGAGGCCAAGCCCAACGAGGUGCCCGCGGGAUGCAACGCUCCUGGCGGCGCCCCCGCCGUGGGCUCCCCGGAGCAAACCCCGCGCAAGCGUCUGCGAUGAGCCUCAAACCCAAAGAGCCCCGAGGGGACCCGCUGGGCAGCGGACAGGAGAAGAGCGCUGGGCCUCGUCGGCUGGGACCGUCCAUGUAGCAGCAACCGGCGGCAGCUGUCAUCGGCAGCGUUCGGUUUUGUGUUUAAAGUUUGAAAACUGUGCAAUGUAUUAAUAACUCUUUUAUAUCUAAAUGUAUUCUGCACGGAGAGUACACUGGUCCCAAGGUGUAAAGCUUUAAGAGUCAUUUAUAUAAAAUGUUUAAUCUCUGCUGAAACUCAGUGCAAAAAAAAAAUGAAAAAAAGAAAAAAAAAGGAUAAAAGCAUGUAUAUUUGUACAAAAAGUUUAAAAAAAAAAAGUAUACUAACUUAUAUUUUCUAUUUAUGUCGAGGCGUGGGCCGCUCUGCCACGCGAUAGCUCGGUUAUUGGUUCUGCCAAAGGCGUUUCUCGCCCGCACCUGGUUACCCACAAAAUGUAAAUUUAUUUUUGUAGCGGACUCUGGGGGGGUCGCUCACAAGCCGUAGCUGCCUGCCUGCCGCACUAGCCCACCUAGCUUUUGCAGUCUCUUCGCGCUUUCGCUCUGUCUCUUAUUAUUAGGGUUACUUUCAACUUGAAGACGACUCUGUUAAAAAUGGUUCCCGAGCCGACUGCACCACUGCCCCGGCCCCUCGUCCGCCGGGUUUGAAAUAAAGAGGCCAACGAAUGCUG